GUGGCUCAAUGGCCCGAAAAGGAAGAGGAAGAACAGCCAAUGUUCGGUGAAGAGUAUGACUGGGUACAUCCCCAGCUACCUCGAAAAGGAUGAGCCAUGUGUGGUGUGUGGCGACAAGGCCACAGGUUACCACUACCGCUGCAUUACCUGCGAGGGCUGCAAGGGUUUCUUCCGUAGGACCAUCCAAAAGAACCUCCACCCGGCCUACUCCUGUAAGUACGAUGGCUGCUGCAUCAUCGACAAGAUCACCCGCAACCAGUGUCAGCUCUGCCGCUUCAAGAAGUGCAUCGCAGUGGGCAUGGCCAUGGACUUGGUCCUGGACGACUCAAAGCGGGUUGCUAAACGGCGGCUCAUUGAGGAGAACAGGGAGCGACGAAAGAAGGAGGAAAUAGUGAAAACUCUCCAGAACCGUCCAGAGCCCACCACGUCGGAGUGGGAGGUGAUCCGCCAUGUGACCGAGGCCCACCGACACACCAACGCUCAGGGCUCCCAGUGGAAACAGAAACGCAAAUUCCUGCCAGACAAAAUCGGCCAGUCCCCGGUUGAGCCCUCGUCAGACGGAGACAAGGUGGACCUAGAGGCCUUCAGCGAGUUCACCAAGAUCAUCACUCCUGCCAUCACCCGCGUGGUCGACUUUGCCAAAAAACUGCCCAUGUUCUCUGAGGUGAGCGGUGGUUAAUGGUGCUGUGGAUCAGAGGGCGAGUGUGGGAGUCUGACGCACACAAA
This is a messenger RNA of Labrus bergylta (ballan wrasse), 726 nucleotides long. The record is from RefSeq and is a predicted model, not a curated record. NCBI's taxonomy places the organism in Eukaryota, Metazoa, Chordata, Actinopteri, Labriformes, Labridae.